Messenger RNA from Salmo salar (Atlantic salmon), 2569 nucleotides. The record is from RefSeq and is a predicted model, not a curated record. Lineage: Eukaryota; Metazoa; Chordata; Actinopteri; Salmoniformes; Salmonidae.
CGAGGGGUGGAUGUUUACACAAGUUGUAUUUUUUUCUUCCAGUUUUGUCCAAACAGAUUGUAGUGGUAAAAUGAAAAAGGGAUUAAAAAAUGUUGUGAUAUUUAAGGGAAAUGGGAAUUCUAAGCAUCACUUCAGUCAGAAGAGACUCUGUGAAGGUUUGUUUCAAUUCAUUUGCCGUCGUUCCAGCUCAGCCAACGUUCUUUGGCUGUUUUUCAGCCUUGGGUGAAUUUUUAACUUGUUCUAUUGUCCAGCCUAAUAUUUGCCAUAUUCUAAUAUGUCUCUUGUGUCAAUGUAUCGCCGCUGUCCAUGGUCGCCACGGAGGAAACUUCCUGUAGAUCUGAUUAUAAUUGGAUGGUGAAACUUUCCAGCCAGCCAGAAAAACAAGGCGAAGCAAUUCAGGCAUUGUUGGAAGUCAGGGCAAUAUUUUUUUUAACUAUUAAAAAAUAAUGAUUUUUGCAAGAAGUAGAACAUUUUAGAAUUAAAUGUGGAGUGGAACUUAUUGUUACGUGAUAAAAUCACGUGCCUUGCGUACCUUCAGAAGUAUGUGGAAAUCCUAAUUUAUUGUCGCAAUAAAGAAAGUUUGGCAAAAUAAAAAUUCCUCCCGUGAAAUGGAUAAAAAUGUUGUCGAUCUUUAGAACAUUGCUUCCGUUUCCGAUGUUGCAAUGAUUUGUUGUUGUUGUUGUCAUUGCUUUUUGUGGAAUAAACCCUGGGUGAAUGGUAACUUACCUAGUGUCUUGUACUAGUAGCUUUGAGUCUUCGGGUCAGUGCCAACAGGCAGAUAUUAAUUAGUAAUGCUGUACAGAACUGAUGAUGUUUCUGUAUACGUUUCUUGUUUUCUAUAUGAUACGACGCAUAAUGUUCAGCGGCAUGGUGCAGCCCCAGGCAGACAUACCCCUGCAGUGGGAGAUGGCAGGGGACGAGGGUGGCGGCGGCGUGGCUCUUCAGGUUCCCGCUGAGCUGGCAGCCAAUGAGGUGGUGUCUAGACUACUGGGAGACAACCAGCAGCUCCGAGAGGCGUUGCAGCGUAGUAACCAGGCCCUGCGUGAGCGCUGUGAGGAGAUGGAGGAAUGGCAGCGGAGAUCUAGAGAAGAGAGGGAGUUCCUCAGCUGUCGUUUCCAGGAGGCCCGAGCGCUAGUGGAGAGACUGGCCAUGGAGAACCACAGCCUUACCAGCCUGGCCAGCUCCUCUAGCCCCUCCAACCCUGGACCGAACCAAGGCCUGCUAGUCAACGGCCCCAGCCAUGGCUCGGAGACCAACGGACCUAUGGCAUCCUCUCUGCCCGCAGGAGGAGGUAAAGACUUUGUCCAGCUGCUGAAGAGCCACAAAGAGAAGUUGGAAGAAGUGAUGAGAGAUCUGAUGAGGAGGAAUGAAGAGCUGGAGAAAAAGAGGGAUGAGGGAGAGAGAGAGAGAGAGACUCUUCGUCGCUCGGUUGAGCAACUCCGAACCAAACUGAGUGGUGGCGUUACCGAGGAAACGGUUCAGCGUUCCGAUGCCGCGCCCUCCUCUGACAGCUCCCACCUGGCCAAACUCACAGAGCAACUUCAAGCCACACAGGGCAGGUACAGAGAGCUGCAGGAGAAGUUAGAUUCCCUCCAGAAGACUUCAGCUCAGAGAGACAGAACUGAAGUGCUGCUGAAACAGAAGGACAAGGACUGUACCCAGCUGGCUAAGGACGGCGAGGCGCUGAAGGCCCAGGUAACAUCUCUCCUGGGAGAGCUGAGAGAGAGGCAGAACUGUUUGGACCGGAGCCAGCAGGACCGCAACAUAUUGGACGAUAGGCUGAGCAGUACUCGGGAGGCGUUGGCAGCAUCAGAGAGAGAGAUGGAACAACAGAGGAAGCAGCACUCUGUGACCGUAGACAAACUACUUCUGCAGACACACAACCUAGAGACCGCCCUGAAGACUGACCGCCUGGUUAUCACUGAAGAGAGGAGGAAGCUAGCCCAGCUGCAGCACGCCUACACCUGUCUCUUUAAGGACUACGACUGCAAACUAAAGACUGAGGGAGGAGACAUGGUUGUUCGUCUGGAGGAAGCAGAGAGAGCGUUGGCUCUGAAACAGGACCUGAUUGACAAGCUGAAGGAAGAGGUGGAGCAACACAGAGGAUCUCUAGAAACCGUCCCUGUUCUCACCGCCCAGGCUGAGAUCUACAAGGCGGACUUCCUAGCGGAGCGGGAGGCCAGAGAGAAGUUGAACCAGAGGAAGGAGGAGCUUCAGGACCAGCUGAACAGAGCGCUGGCAGAGAUGGAGCGUCUGAAACAGGAGGAGGCGUCACGGGCUCGGAUGGAGAAGAUGCAGCAGAGACACCUGGAGGUCUUCAGACCACCACGACCCCACAUCACCCCACAACCAGGGAAUACCUUUAACACUUCCUCGCGCAGCGUGGGAUUGUCUGCAGAGGGAGUGGCCGGAGGCGGGGCUGAAGAGCUUCCUGACUACCGCUGUCCAAAGUGCCAGUACCAAGCCCCCGACAUGGACACCCUGCAGAUACAUGUCAUGGACUGUAUCCAGUAACACACACACACACACACACACACACACACACACACACACACACACACACACACAC